CGCCACUGGUAGCUAGGGAGAAGAUGGCGGCCGGCAUGUGACAGGAGCAUAUGACAAGGACUGUACGGACCUGUUGGAUAUACCACCUGGACGUGGAGGCCGAACAAGGUUGAUGGUGAGACAAGGGAACUAGGAACCAUGUCCUGCUAUGACACCCUGGGGUACAGGGGCAGCCCCAGCCGCUCUCCCUUGCGGGCCGUCCACGACCUGACAACAAUGUACCCCGACUCGGACAGCGGUAUCAGCUCUACAUUCCGGACAAAAUCCCGAGUCUUCACCACAGAUGAUUUUUCAAUGGCUCCAACUAGACUUACAAGGUCAAGGUCAAUGUCAAGGCUGAAUACCGGUAGCCGAGAUACCUCCCCAACUGGAAGUGUAGUGUCACUGACCAUGCCCACAGAAUACUCUGUCCGCAGUCUCCAUGACAACCUAGAAGACAGUGAGACACGGAGGUCUGUCCUGAUGCACAAACUGAAGGAAGCUCAGGAGACACUUUCACUACAGAACAGCAGGCUGUCCAAGAUAGAAACAUCAGCCAAGGACAAUGCUGUGAUUGUAGAGGACCUGAAGUUUAAGGAGAGAGAGUAUCAGUCGGCUAUCAUGAGUCUGGAGAAGGCAGAGGAAGAGAAGGAGGCUCUGCAAAUGGAGAACAUCCGACUACGCCAGGAGAUGCAAGACAGAAUCACAUCCCUGGACUUCCAGCUGAAGUCUCUCCAUAGCCAGCACCAGUCUUCUGAAGUUGAGAACAAUACCCGCACCAGUCUGCUGGACCAGACCACAUCAUGCCUGUCUCUCCUGGAGGAGGAGAACACCAAGCUGCAGAAGGAACGUGACAUUCUACAAAAUGAAGUUGGUUCAAUGAAAGAAAUGGUGGAGAUGACAAAGGCUAAUCUUCAUAUGAUGUCACAGGAGAGGAACAAUGUGAGGAACAGCUUGGACAGUGUUACACAGGAGAAUACUGUGCUAUGUAAGAAGAUCCAUGAGAUGGCAGGGCAGAUGGUGGAGUUGAGAACGUUGCUGCAGGCGGUCCGUGAUGAGAAUGAGAGUCUGUCUAGCACCUGGAAGAAUGUCUCCCAGGACAAACACAACGCUUCCAAACAGAUCGAGAACUAUCAAGACACAGUGGCAGACCUGAAAGCUCGGCUGGCUACAGUGUCGGCGGACAAAGAUCGGCUGUUUCAAGAAAAACUGGACCUCAAUCACAAAGUGCAGCAACUGGUGCUGGAUAAGGAACAGCUGAUUAAGGUGAAGUUGUCGCUGGAGGAGCAGAUCACAGACUUACAGAGUGACCUGAACAAAUCAAAGAUGUCGUCCUGCAAGAAGCAAGACGACACCAAGAAGCUUGGGGAGGAACUCCAGGGGGUGAAGAGGGUGAGCCAGGAACUGUCGAUGGAGCUGGCAUCAGUCAAGGCCUUCUAUGAGCGUGCGCUGGAGCAGAUCUCGCUGCUGGAGAAUGGGAAGAAGAUGCAACAACAGCACCAGGAGCUGGCAGAACAGGAGAAGAGGCGGCUGCAGGGCGAGGUGGACAGGCUGACUCAGCUGCUUGAUGGACGGACUCGGGAAGACCGGAAGGGCCGUGAGGACCUGGAAGAUAGCAUGUCCCGGAUGAAGCUGAUGCACUCAGCCAAAGUUUUAGAUGGUCUGAGUAGGUUUGAGAGUGAUCUGAAGCAGCUGCGGAACGAGAAGGCCCAGACAGACAACUACAACAGGGAGCUGGAAAUGAAACUACAGCGAGCAAAUGAGGAGAUCCGGAGGACGUCCACCAUCCAGCAGGAAGAGAUGGUGACGUGGAAGCUGACGUGCGAGCGACUUACAACUGCUGUGGCAAGGAAAGAGUCGGAGCUGCAGAGUCUGACAGACAAGUGUCAUGAUACUGAGUCCAUUGUGAGAAGAUUACAGGAAGAACUCAAGAUAAUCAGAGAACAGUACGAAACAUUGGAAGACCAGAGAGAUGACAGUGACAGACUACGAUCUGACAACAGACGUAUGCACCAGGAGAGGGCUGAGAAUGAGCAGAUGAUCAAACUCCUGGAAACCCAGAAGGAAGUCCUCACAAAGAGUACUGAGAGCAGCCUGAACAAGUUGCAUGACGUGGACCAUCUCAGUGGCAAGGUGGAGCAGUUCCGUUCAGAGAAUGAGCUUCUUAGAGCCCGCAUCAUGGAGCUGGAGAAGGUUCGGGACAACCUCAUCAAGCAGAAGGAGGAUGUUCUGGCCAACAGUGAGCUGAUCUACAAGAAGCCUGGCCUGGGUGAUUUAGAACACAAGACUGAGGAACUGAGGGCUGCCAAUAAACAGCUGCGCGAGAUCAACGAUGUCAUGUCGGACAAACUGGAGGUUGUGGAGCAGGAAAAUGCAAAAUUAAAACAGGCAAUUGGUGGGCAGUCAAGUACCAGUGAGGAAAGACUACAGAGAGAAAACAGAAAGAUCAGUGAAGAUUACUCCAACCUGAGAAAGGAUUAUGAGAGUCUGGAGUCUCGACAUCAGCGGAUGAUCAUUAACUACGGCCACGAGGAGACGCUGGAGAAAGACAAGCAGGACAUGGUAAAGCUCCGCCCAGGGGAGAGAGGCGCCCUCCAGAAACAGGUACAACUCCUGAAUGGUCAGCUGGUGCUGGUUGAGGGCAGCAAGAAGCGGCUGGAGGACACAGUCACACAGCUACAGGAGACCAUCUCCAGACUCAAGGCCAAGAUCACAGAGAAGCCCACAGGAUCUGACUUGGGAGUUCAGAAGCUGGAAGGCGAGGUGAAGUCUCUCAAGGAUAAACUGUCCAAGUCAGAGGCUGCCAAGCAGAAGCAGGAUCAGGCUGUGAAAAGCUUGAAAGAUGAGCUGGAGGAGGAGAGGACCAAGAAACCUUCACAGAUACGGGAGUCGCUGGAAGAUGUUGGGGAAGAGCUGCACCAGAUGAGGGGGGAGCUCCACAAGCUGAUGGAGGAGAUUGAGAGGAAGGACCGGGAGAUCUCAUCUCUGGAGAAUGAGCUCAGGAAGACAAAGGAGGAACUAGAUCUCAAGGAUCAUGGAAUUGGUGACCUUCGCAAACUAGUGGAGGACUUGGAGAAGCAGAUUGAAAGUCUGAAACGGAACAGGGGCAGCCAGAAUGAUGAAUUGGACUCAGGUAACACUGUCCGGCUGACUCGUGGAAGUAAACUGCCAAAGCCUGCAUCUAACUCUGCACCAAGAUCCCUGAAGGAGGAGCUGCAGGAUGCCCUGAAGAAGAAGGAAAGUUCGGUUCCAAGAGUGAUUCAAACAGAUCCUCUGCUCAGUAAGAAGUUUUUGGAGGCCAAACCAGCGCCCCCUAGUGAGCAAGGUAAACUCAACCCUGCGUCAGGAUUGUAUGGUGCCCAGUUCUUUUUCAAGCCUGAGAAAUCUGCAACUGAUGGUUCCGGCCGACUGCAGAGCUUGAUUUCUAAGUACAGAAGUCACAGUGAUGCCACAACCGAGGAGCCUGAGAAAAAAGUAAAACCAUUUUCUUUCACAACUGGACGCUUAGGGUUCAGGGGAAAGGGAGUCACACUCACCGCCCCCAAAGUCCCCGACAAUAAAACACCUUCAUCAGCAGACCAGCCUGGAUUCACCAAACCGGGGGCAGGACGGUUGGGAUCCAAGGGGCCUCCUCCUCCAACGCUCCCCAAACCCAAGGUGAGGCAGGAGAUGGAGGCUGGAGCCUUGCGACAACAGGGUGGAGCGGAGCCAGGAGCUGUUAGUGGAGCCGAGGCAGGGGAGGGACAGAGUGGUCUGCAGGACACCCAGGAACAGAAGGAUAUUAAUGCUCUUAUACAGAAGCGUGGUAACACCCAUCCAAAACCUAUUCUAUCAGUGAACCCACCGAAACUAACAAGUAAGGUGAUAGCUCAGCUGUUGCGUCCACGCGGCCGCGGCAAGUCGAGUGACAAGUCUUUGCUUUGCAGUAGUUAGAGGAGCUAGAGGUGCUAGCCAGAGCAGGUACCUCAAAGUACUUGAAAUGUAAACGUGGCAAGUGAGAUGAUGAACCAGUCAAACACAGGGGAAGUGCAGCAAUCAGCCAAUGAGAUGCCUCACAACACCAACAGAACAGAGACAAUCACUCGUCAGCACUACUUAUCCAACAGGAAGUAGUGUAGGGUGUGUGGUGAAUAAAGUUGCCAUCAGUAGUAAGACUUCAUCACGCCAGAUGAAGACACAUCCAUGGUAGUCAUAUUCAACACAAGUGGAGCAACCGUGAUGACCUUGAGCUUGAGCUCUGGUAUUAAGUAUUGCAGGAAGUGAUUGCUGUUACACAGACAGUAACCUCACACAGCAUGGGGAGGAAGGUCACACGAUUCUGUGUCUCAGAAUAUUAAGAAAUGUAGAUCUGAUGUCAGGGAUGGUUCGACAAGAGACACAUCUGUUUGAUGAUAAUGGACAUACAUUCCUUUUAUCACUAUUGAGUUCUAUACAACAAUAACAUAAUUUGUAAUGAAGCUCUAUGUAAGACGUUCUGAUGCAAAUUGGACUGGAUUCAGCAGUACUUAUCUUGCCCAUGUAACAAACUUGUGAACUGCCAGCAAAUGAUGCAUUUUAUUCUUCCUGCCUACAUCAAGUCACAGCAGUAUUCUUACUGUGCAUAGUGUUUGAAUAGCCAGGUUGUUCUUGUUUUAGAGGGACAUGUCUGUCUUCUUGUAUCAGGUUUGGAGCGUAUCUGUGAUAUCUGAAGUCAUAUAGAUCUUUUAGAGGAUAUUUAUUGUCAGUGUAUGUGCAUAUAUUUAUUGUAGUUUCCGCUCAUACCUCCAUGUACUCAUCUACAGUUGUCUGGGUGGUCCCAGGGCAAUUCUUCAUGCAUUGUCAUAGAGCAGGGAAACGCACCUCUUCAGCAGCAAUGAUGUCAGGGGUACCAUCAGUCUUUGUCACUUCUCAUGUUUCACUUCAGUCAUGAGAUAUGAAAUGUUGGAGAGGUUUGUUGUUUUCCACUGCAUGCAAGAGGAGUGGAAGUUAAACUUCAGCAAACAAACAGAUGUAUUUAUUUGACAACAGAGUUACCGAGGGGAUGAACUGCAGAACAUGAGUUAUUCCCCCUAGCUGUUGCUUGCAUACCAGUGUCAAGCAAGGUUGUCGUGCCAACUUUUUAUAACUUUUUGAAGAUGAAAUGCAUGAAGUGAUAUUGUAACCAGACCAAACCCGGAUCCUUCUCUUAGAACCACUCGACUACACACAAUCCUGCUGCUCCUUAGGUUCAAUGAAACACUUGAUCCAGUGGCCUAAAUGUGUAUACAUGUAAUGUGUCAACAUGGACCUGAAGUAUUAUAACACAGUAUCGUAUCCUCAAACUAGAAUCUGGGUGUCCAUCACAUUCCUUCAUUUGACUUGUGAUAUGUACGUCAUAUCUUCACUGUGUAUCAUGAUACACAUCACAUUGUCAUCUUGUGUGAUGAACAUUGUUUUUCCAUCAUGUUAGGAAAUUUUGUUGGGAUGGUAAGUCAUAAACAAAGAGAGAAUCAAAAGGUCACCCUUUAUACAAAAUAUUCUUGAAAUAUAUUGUGGUAGCUCAUAGCAGGGAUUGGGUUCCUGUUCUCCUAACAGGCGGUGGCCCGUUUCUUGUGUCCUGCAACUGGACCCUACCAAACAUAGCAUCAAUUUAGAGAACUGUGUGUUGAGUUUCUCUCUCGAAAAUUAAUAUCACCAUUGCAGUUUGCUGUAAUUUGUAUUGUCCAAAAGUCAUUUUGACAUUAGGACCUGUUCACAUGAAUAUAUUUGGAUGUUACACUUGCACACCUGUUUCUGAAUAAGAAACAGAUUUGAACCACAAUAUUUUGCCACCACCUGUGAAGGAAAAGCUACUAAUCAUGAACCAACAGUACUACCAGUUCACACAGGAUCACGGAUAAAAGUCCAUAAUUGAAUGUAAUCUUAUUCUUUUAUUCAAGACAAGAAAUUUGUAUUAUUUUAUGAGAAUGAGGAAAGUUGGAUGAGCAUUGACAGGAUUCACCAUAUGAUCCCCUUGCAGUAUACACAUCCUCACCAAGGUGGUCCACAUGUUGUGCCCAUACUGGUGAAUGGGAGGUCGGUGUAGAGUUGGUUCACAGGUCAAGUUUGGCCAGUGUAUGCUUAACUGUCAGGUCAAGGUAUGUUUGACCUGUCAGCUCUUUGCACCAGGUGUAGCAAGCAGCAGCAGCAACAGCAGCAGCAGCAGCAGGAAUGUGUCUGACAGCAUACACUAUAUAAGUGCUAAACUUCAGUAUUAUGAAACAUUAUGUGAAUUUGUUUCUGUUGUCAAGAAUUAUUUAUUUAUAAUAUUUUUUGUUUGAAUAUAGAGAUGAAUGAAUUUUAUUUUGUUUUCAGAUAUCUUAAUUGUUGGUAUUGGCAUUUUUAAAUCACUAAAGUAAAUAUUCUCAUAUCGUACUAGACUUGAGGAAUAGCACUGCUGCAAUUUCUUACGAAUAUAUUUCUACAAGUUUAAGUAUCUAUGAUGGUGAAAGUGUAGUGUAUGUCUUCUAGCUCUAACCAGUUGGUGAACAUCAUAUAUAUAUGACGUCAAGACAAGUGUAGUCUUAUGAUUAGAUAGUAGUGACAUGAUAUAUCUCUGUAUACACCCUAAUAUAUAUUACCUAUGCUUCAGAUGCUAAGGUGCGGGGUCAGAUUUGCAAUUGUUUCUUUUGUCCUGUGCUCAUUUACAUAUCUGAAAGUCGAAAUCUUCACACUUGAUAAACAAAAGUAAUUUAUGCAAAGUAUGUUCAGGUUAAACUGGUCCCACUGUUUUGAUUCAUCCGACGAUGGUAAAGGGGUGAUGGUGGAUAUGGGGUUCUCCCAUGUCAAUAGAUAGAACGUCAGCAUAAAAUAAUACCCAGUCUUGAAUAUCCUCACAAACAAAUUCGAUGUAAAGGGAAAACAGCUGUGAGGAUUAUAUGAAUGGAUCACUGAAAAUCUGUGACGACACCUGCAUCUCCUCAGGUUGUGCCUCCACAUGAAGCUGCCACUCACUGGGAUAACUGAAAUACUAUUCAGAGGUGUAAAUCGAAGCCCCUUUUGGCUUCGUAAAGACCCGUUGACCAACUGCUUUGCAGAUCCACAGAUUGGUUGGUGAGGCUAGGUUGCUUCGUUGAUUGCUUGUCAACGCACCACAACAAUGUGGCAUGUUGCUCAUGAUAUCAGCCUCUGGUUUGUCAGGUCUACACUGGCCUUUGUACAGGCUAGCACAUCACUGAAUGUGAUGCUGAACAAGCACUAUCCCCAAAAUCUUGAAAUCUGAUCUUGCAACAAGCACUCGCCCCAAUACCUUGAAAUCUUGAAAUCUGAUCUUGCAACAAGCACUCGCCCCAAUACCUUGAAAUCUGAUUUUGCAACAAGCACUAUCCCCAAAACCUUGAAAUCUGAUCUUGCAACAAGCACUCUCCCCAAAACCUUGAAAUCUGAUCUUGCAACAAGCACUCACCCCAAAACCUUGAAAUCUGAUCUUGCACCCUUAAUCCUGUAGUCAGAAUACGGACAUUUAAUGGCUGGACUGUUCAACUAUGUUCUCUUUUUAACCAGUCAAAUUUUUUCUGAAGUAAAUUUCAGAGAAAUUUAGUUUGAAAAUGGUAGUAAUAUGUUGCUGACAGCAACAAGAAGAAGGAUGAUUUGUAAAUCGACAAGGGUGCAACCUGACGUCACGAAUGUGACAUUUAAGGAACGCACCAUUAGACUUGUGAUCUUGGUAAUAAGUGCCUACAUGUAACAACGGGUUCAGUCAAGUUCAUGUUUACCAGUGACGUAUGAUGUGAUAUAUAUGUAUAGAGAGUUGUGUCUGACAUAUGCUUAUUGUUAAGAUAAUCUGGAUAAUUCUAUUUCCAAAUAAAAUGAUACACAUGUA
Haliotis rubra (blacklip abalone) is the source of this 7798-nucleotide messenger RNA. RefSeq names its product myosin-11-like. Lineage: Eukaryota; Metazoa; Mollusca; Gastropoda; Lepetellida; Haliotidae. The record is from RefSeq and is a predicted model, not a curated record.